Drosophila gunungcola (fruit fly) is the source of this 1084-nucleotide messenger RNA. RefSeq lists its product as uncharacterized. The record is from RefSeq and is a predicted model, not a curated record. NCBI's taxonomy places the organism in Eukaryota, Metazoa, Arthropoda, Insecta, Diptera, Drosophilidae. The transcript has 2 exons. Bases 591 to 935 code for a protein of 114 amino acids.
AAGGCAGUUUUAUGCUUUUUCAUAAAAUUUUAAUAAAAAGGAACACAUGCAAACCAACAACAACAUUAAUUUCCUGUUUUAUAAGAUCAAAAAUGUGAUAGCAUUUACUUUUUUGAUACGCCAUAUAUUUAGGUAAUAUUUGAGAUUCAUCACUUGCCUUUAGAUUUACACACACAAUUAGAAGUUGACACUUAAUCCCAGAAACUACAAUUCCUGAGAUCACUGGCUAAUUAUUUCUUUCGACACGCGACCGAAUGAACAAAUAAGAGUUAGUCAUACUUUUUAGUUUCAGUCUGUUGACAACAGACCACCAGCUCAGGAAACACAACUCAACCGCCCAUGUGCACAUGACCUGGCUUUUCAAUCAGAUUCGACUGAGAGCGGAAAAUGCUCUGCUUUUCAGCACCCAUACGCUAAUUUCCUCCGCCUGCAGUGUGAAAAUCAAGGCGAGAAACAAGAACAAUUGGAGGUGCUAAUCACGGCGAGCAAAAACAUUUUGCCAAUUGUAUAAAUUGCGGGAACCAGCCAAGUGAAGCCACAAUUGACAACUUGCAGUCCAGCUAAAACCAAGUACACUUUUGAUAACAAAAAUGAACUUUCAACCGAUCAUCUUUCAACUGAUCGCCUGCUUGGCGUUUUUAGCGCAGGUAUUUGGUUAUCCUCAGGAGCGAAUUUCUUCGGCAGAACACAUCCAAAGACUGAGUUCUGCCACGGAUGCGGAAAAUCAAGCCCUAACAUCCAGUGAAACCAUCGAAAACCUGUACAGAUAUGAACGAACUUUAAGCAGACUGAGGAGAGCAUUGGAGGAGCUGGCCUAUGAGGAGUCAGCCGAUGACAUGGAGCUGGCAGAGAUCAAUGUAUUCCGACCUCUGUUCCGAUAUCGAUCGCAGGUGGUGAAGGUGAAGAAUCCCAACUCCCAGCAGCAAUUUGGCUAACUGCUGGAAAAUGAUCAAUAACAUAGAUUUAAGCUUACCCAUCUCGCCACAUUUCACAAAAACUGAUCACAUGCCAUUGAUAUUUUUUUAUACAAACCUAGCUUCUUAAGAAAUAAAAGAAAACUAAUUUAAAUUGUUAAACAUUUAAA